Molecule: messenger RNA, 1206 nt
Organism: Dichomitus squalens LYAD-421 SS1
Lineage: Eukaryota; Fungi; Basidiomycota; Agaricomycetes; Polyporales; Polyporaceae
Product: Clavaminate synthase-like protein
Exons: 3
Coding region: 1-1206 (401 amino acids)
Molecular function (GO): 2-oxoglutarate-dependent dioxygenase activity
Source: RefSeq, a predicted model, not a curated record
AUGGCGGCUACCGAAGGCUUGCACUCAUGGGGAUGGAGAAGGAUGUACACCGACGCUUGCAUGCUUCUUGCUUACGCCGACGUCCUCGACUUCUCUGCUACCGGGGACAACGCGCUCGCGCUGUCCGCCGUGUCACACCUCGACCACUCUAUCGUCAUCGCUGGCGCACCAGGGGAGGGAAGGUGGAACGCCAUCCUCGACAUCAUAGACGGCAUCCAGGCAGAAUGCCUUGACUUCUCGUCAAGUCAGCGGAAGGACGUCUCGUUCGUGGCCGCAGCGCACCCCUCUUCCGAGUCUAACUUUGUUGCCGCGCCUCUGCUAAGUGCCGAGAAGCCGGUGCUGCGUCUCGACACCCCGCCUUCCCUGGGUACGUUUGUAUCCCGCUUGUCACGUCAGCCCUUCGUGCUGCCGGGGUUCCUGCUCGAUUGGCCGGCACUCAACGAGCAUCCCUGGAGGUCGCUGGACUACCUGCGCGCUGUUGCCGGGCCGGGCCGGGUCGUUCCUGUAGAAGUUGGGAGCGACUAUAGGAGCGACGAUUGGACGCAGAAGAUGAUGCCAUGGGACGAGUUCCUCGCCAACCUUGAGGAGGACGAGGGAGACCGGCCGGCAGGGACGCCACCCCGUCCUGUGUUGUACCUGGCACAGCACAGCCUGUUCAGUCAAUUCCCUGCGCUCACGGAGGACAUUCUCGUUCCUGACUACGUGUACUGUGAUCUUGGUCCGCCGGAGGACUAUCCCCGGUACGUACCUCCGGCCAACGAUGAGCGCCUUGUGCUCAAUGCGUGGCUGGGACCUGCUGGGACCGUGUCACCAGCGCAUACGGACCCUUUCUUCAAUUUCUACGGGCAAGUUGUCGGGCGCAAAACGAUAUGGCUAGCGUCUCCCGGAGUAUCGACGUACAUGUAUUCUUAUCCAAUUGGGGCAGAUAUCGCUGGCGAUGUAUCAAAUAGCUCUCAACAGCCGCGAAACCCAGCAGCGAACAACGAGAGCCCGUCGCUGAGCAACACCUCUCGAGUCGAUGUCUUGGUGUCAUCUCCUGAAGACCACUCCCGCAGUAAGUCGGAAUACCCUGCAUUUUGGGAGAAGGCGGUGCCCGAUGCGCUGUCGGUAACGUUGGAGCCCGGGGACUUGUUAUUCUUUCCGCCGGGAUGGUGGCAUGCCAUGCGCAGCGAGGAGAGAAGCUUCUCGGUUUCUAUGUGGUUCUAA